Molecule: messenger RNA, 2055 nt
Organism: Durusdinium trenchii
Lineage: Eukaryota; Dinophyceae; Suessiales; Symbiodiniaceae
Source: the annotation of a GenBank genome assembly
AUGCUGCAGCUUCUGGCUGAAUCGUGCGAAGGCUGUCCUGAAGCAGCGCAGGUAGUUUCUUGCUCACCUGCUCAGCUACCUGAACUUUUAGCAUUGCUGGAGAUACAAAGGGAACUUCAAGCAACAGCUCAUGUACGAGGCCUUGCAGCCCUGGUGCUUGGCACAUGCUUGCUCGAGCUGCCUCAGGGCCCUCUCGAGGGUGUCUUGGUGGAUGCUGCACAGUUGAUGGAGCUCAUCGCCUCACACGGUGUGGACACCUUCACUCGUGCAUCGGAGGACUUUCAGCGCAGAUUGAGCUUGAACUCAGACAAGUUGGUAUUCGGUGCCACAACGCGCUACUGGCCAGGCUUCCAGGAAUGGGCGACUUUGCAGUUUCAGAAAACCCAAGAUGCAAUGGUUCGAAUCUGGCUCGAUCGUGGCCGUCAGAGUGUUUCAGGCAUAGCUGAGGAUGUGGCGGAGCAUUUUAAGGACUUGAUCAAGAUGCAGGACAAGGAACUCCGCGAGCUGCGAGACGAGGUCCAAGUGCUCAAGACCGAGAACAUGGAGCUGCGCAAACUCACCACAGAUGAAGACAAGACUCUCCUCCUUUGGAAGGUGGCUGCCCUCAGCAAGCAGUGCGAAGCCUUGCAAGUUAAGUGUGACCUCCUUGAAGCUGGUCGAAGCUCUGUCGAGGUCGCGAGGUUGCGAGAACGCCAGAUCAAUCGGCAAGAACGGGAGGAGCUGGAACAGCAACUCCAGGUCUUGGCUUUGGCCCUGGAUGAGGCAGAAAUGUCGAAGAAGGAGAAGCUUUGUUUCGAAAGUGAAGGGAGCGCCCCUUUGUCUGCUGCGGCAGAAAGGGAUGAGCUCCUGAAGGUCCUAAGCCUUAUCAACCGCAGCUGUCCAGAGGCCGCCGGGUUUCUGGAGCCCUUGGGCCACUUCGUGCCGAGCAGUGCUGUAAAGGAGGUGAGUGCUUGGGAGGCUGCUGCGGAACGAGUUGGGAAGCAAGCUGAGGUGAUCUCCGAGCUGGCAGCAAAACACAGCCAAAGUGUGCUGGACCUGCAGGAACGAGCUGCUCUGCGGGAGGCGAAGGUGGCAAAUGGCUGGCAUGCGCCAGAAGGCCGAGGUCUUCUUGCCGAAGAAACGCAGCAGGAAUUGCAGAACCAAGGUUUAGCUCAGCAAACACCUGAGCACGAAGUGUUGCAACAACACAGCAACCGUAGCAGCCGUCAAACACAGCAACCAGGACAAGAGCACACAAGCGGUCCCCCUCAAACAUGGGUGCAUCACCAAGAAACUGACUUGCGCUCUCAGCAGCAAGGCCAUCAAGAACGAUCGCUGCACACAGCAACGCAGGAUAUGCAAACAGGACUGACACAAGACCGCCAAAACCUUGUGUCGCAUGCUCAAACUCAACAGCUGCACUUUAGCCAUCAGGAGCAACAGCAGUCUUACCAGCAGCAGGCAAAACUCUACGGACACGAACACAGCCAAGAAGGUGUGCAAACUUUGCAGCAUCAGCAGUCACACCAGCAAACAACACACCAACGCCACGGGCAAGAUAGCUCACAAGCUCAGUACCAGCAACAGCCAGACCAGCAAGCAACACUGCACCAACAACAUGGAACACAUGGACCAGAAGGUUUGCCAUUUCAGCAGCAACAGUCAUAUCAACACACAACGCCACACCAACAGCACCGGCAAGAAGCUGUGCAUGAUACACUGGGGUGGCAGCCCAGGGAGCAGCAAAGCCUAGGUCAAGAAGCACAGGAGCUUCAACAGCAAGACAAGCAACAAGCCAUUCACCAAAAGCAGGAAACUAGUCACGUCGCUUCUUAUCCACAGCAGCAGCAGCAGCAGCAGCAGCAGCAGCAGCAGCAGGCUAGGCAAGACCAGCACAGUGAACUGACAGCUGAAGCCGCUCCAGCACAGGGUAAGGCUGAAAGCGAAGCUGACAACCAAUGGCAGAACCCUUGGGGACAGCUGCCUGCCGGCUGGGUGGCCUACUCAACAGCAGAAGGCCAUGUGUUUUACCACAAUCAGAGUACAGGGCAAUCUCAAUGGGAGCGACCCGCGUGA